GAGGGAGGUAAACACUAGCAGGUAAACACGUCAUGGAUCAGAACCUCGCCUAGUUUACCUCGUAGUUUAUCUCCUGUGUGACCCCUAAGAGCCUGCUGGAGGGCAGUACUGAGGGUGGGAGGUGUGUGAUGAGUAGUACCACGUGACACAAAGCAGUAGGUCCAGAGGUCAAGACAGACAACAGACAGUCCCUCAGCUGUGGUGUCGCCAGAAACAUGAAGAUCAACGAGAAGAAUUUGUGUGCUUACAGUGUUUCCCCAACACACAUUGACAAGGAGGGGUACCUGCUCAAGAAGGGAGAGGUGAACAAGAAUUUCCAGAGGAGAUGGUUUGUACUGAAGGGGAACCUGCUCUUUUACUUUGAGAAGAAGGGCGACCGGGAGCCCAUCGGGGUGAUCAUCCUGGAGGGUUGCACCAUCGAGCUGGCAGAGUGUGAGGACCAGUUCACGUUCAAGCUGGUGUUCCACGGGGGGGGCGGGCGAGUGUAUGUGCUGGCGGCGGACUCGCAGGAAUCCUUGGAGGUGUGGAUGAAGGCCCUGGCCCGCGCCUCCUAUGAUUACCUCAAGCUGAUGGUGGCCGAGCUGCAGAAACAGUUGGACGAGCUUAAUGAUACAGAAAGUCAAGGUAAGGGAGGAGGAGGCGAGGAGGGCCACCCCCCAAAGGCUCCCCACAGGCAGCGGCAGAAUCCCUUCAAUAGGACACAGAGCUCCAACGAGGUCACCCUGGACCCCACCCUGGCCAUGCGCAUGAGGGCCAACACAGUGUCUGGCGGGGGUGUGAGCCAGUACCUGAGCUCGGCGAUCGGAGCGAUGCCCCACCGGACCGCACCGCCGCCCCCAUCCGUGGCCCACAUCCUGGUGAACCGACGCACCUUCGCGCAGAUCCACUCUGAGUACGGCGUGCCCAUCCUGAGGGACAAGGAGCUGUACCUGCAACGCAAGGCCCAGCAGGAGGGAGUGGGGGAUGCCUUCAAGUCUCAGGGGCAGGAGAAGGCAGCCUCUCCGGUGCUAGUGAUGAACUUGGUGGAUAUCUGACCUGGAGAUUAAGCUGCUCUUUCUUCACAUCUGCUUCACUUAACAUAACCCUUUCACUGGUAUUUGCCACAUCUUUUCUUAAUCCAUCAUCACUCUCAUUUCUUCUACUUCAGCCAUCUCAAAAGAUUAUAUGCACUAAAAACUGCAAAAUUGAGCUUUCUUUACAUUUUCUUUGCUUCAUAUAACCCCUUUGCUGCUAUUUGGCACAGCUUUCGUCAAUCCUUCACCACUCUCAGACUUUUCUUCUACUUGUACAGCCACCUCCAAACAUUAUACUCGCUGGAAACUGCCAAAUCUGAUCUUUUUAUCCCCUUUCUGUCUUGUAGAUACAUUCGUACAUUGCUUUUUGUGUUGUGAAGUGUUGCAUAAAGCAGUGAAAGGGUUAAAAAGAUGUUGUAUUGCUAUCUAUCUUCCCUGGGGUAUUUAUUUUGUAGGUGACUCACGUUUGUGUGUGUGUGUGUGUGUGUGUGUGUGUGUAGCAUUUCAGGUAGUGUUUAAUUUAAUUCUGUAUUUAUGAAUAUGUGACAUCUAUUCCUAGAACUUACGAAUGUGUGUGUGUGUGUGUGUGUGUGUGUGUGUGUAGCAUUUGAAUUAAUCUUUAAUUGAAUUCUUUUUGGCCAGUCUGUCUCUACAAAUAUCAGUCAUGUGGAUGUGUGAGUUCAGGCCAGAGAUUGAUUAACGUAUUCAGCCAAGUCAUCUGUGUGGGUGGAGAGUGUUGGCUGAUGAGUGGAGUGGUUGGCUGCUGUGCUGGAGAUCUUGAGCGGGACUGUCUCGUAUGGAAGCUGGUGUGUGACUGAAUGGCAGCAUUCAGUUCAAAUCCUACUUGACCCUGGAUCUGUGCUAAUUAUCCCACUUUUUGAGAUUAUUCUUAGAUUUAAAUUGUUAGUAAAUGCCCAUUACCUAUUUUUCAUUAUUUUGAUGGAAUAUACAUUAAUUCUAACAUCUGAUAUUUAUUAUUGUGUGUCCAUAUGUGUGUGUGUAAGAAUGUCACAUGAGGAGUAUGAAAGGCUGUGAAUUAUGCAUUUAAAAACAUACAGUGAGAUUAUGCAGUCAUUGUGGUCAUGUCAGCAAGUUUAUUAUAAUGUCUCCAUGCACAUUUUUAAGAUGCUUACUACUAUGCACAGGAAUGCUAUUAUAACUACUACAGCUUCUACUAAAUAAUUGUGUUGUUAGGUUUGUCUUUAAUUGUAUUGCUGAAUGAUAGGUGGUUGUCAUGAGUGUGUGUGUGUGUGUGUGUGUGUGUAUGAAAGAAAGAGAUUGAGAGAGUGGCAGACAGAGAAAGCAAAGAAUUAACAUAGAAAUAGGAGGUACUGAUCCUGUGUGUGUGUGGAAGAAAGAGAGAGAGAGAGAGAGAGAGAGAGAAUUAACAUAGAAAUAGAAGGUACUGGAGUGCAGUUUUACAUUUUAUUGAAUUCCAGUGUUACUUUUUGUAGGGAGAAAUUGACAUCCCGUGUUUGCUGUGGUUUUUCAUCUUAGUACUUGUGUUUCUUUUCCAGGCCAUCGUCAUAAUGUCCUCUUUCUUUGUAGUUGUAGUUCAGGAAUUUUGGCCUUCAUGCUCCCAAGGUGUUUCAUAAAUUUUGUAGAUAAUUCAUCUCUUUCUCUUUUAUGUAGUGUAUGUUUUGUUUGUUUCCUUUCAUUGUGAUGUUUUGUGUGUGAAGAAAGUGUGUUAUUCUUUGUAUUACUAUUAUAUUCAUCAUUAUUAUCAUCAGUGAACCUGUGUCUUCUGGUUACAGAAGACACAUCAUCAUCAUCAUCAAUGAACUAAUCUCUCACAUUAAUUAAGAUAAUUCUCCCAUCAGAAUUCAUACAAUCAGUUAUACAUUUUUAGUUAUAUUAUUUUUGGGGGGUUUUAAUCCAUAAUAUCCUGACAUAAUGUUGAAGUAAUACUCUUAUGUUCUUAUUUAUACUUUAAAUCAAUCUUCCCUUUUUCUUUUUUUAUUUUUACUUUACUUCUAUUAUUAUUAUUAUUAUUAUUAUUAUUAUUAUUAUUAUUAUUAUUAUUAUUAUUAUUAUUAAUGUUAUUAUUAUUAUUAUUUAUUUAUUUUUUAUUUAUUUAUUUUGUAUUUUUUUUGCCCACAAUAUCCUGACAGGUAAAGUUUUAUUUUCCCUUUCUUAUUUAUUUCUCCAAUCAACCUUCCCUCCCCUCCUGUUGAUGUGUGGCUGCGGUGUUUUGGUGCCAAAGAUAUUUGUAUUUUUAGUGGUAAUUUCCUCCUAUAAGUGUAAGAAAAUUCAACAAGUAAUUCUGGUUAUAAUUCUACCUUCAACAAUUUUAUCUUCUAUAGUUUUACCUUCCUAUAAUUCUACCUUUUGAUUUAUAAUUCUACCUUAAUUUCUUUACCUCAUGGAAGGUCACAUUUGAGGAGGUCUUGGUCAGGAUGCACCUCAUCAUCUUGCUCAGUCCGCUACUGCCACACUCAUAUAUUCCCUAAAUUCAAUUAUUGGCACACACAGUCACUCGUAAGAACAUAUUGCUAAUCAUUUUGUUCUAUCUCAUAUUUAGUUGACUAUAGUGGAAGAUAUUAAGGUUUUCAUGAUUCUAAUUAUGAUUAUGGUGUUUUCAUGAUUCUAAUGAUACUUCAACAAGGAUCUUUCAUUAUUAUUGGUCAAAAUACCUAUGAGAACUUGACUAUACAUAGUUGUCCCUGUGGUCUGAAAAUUGUCCUGAUGAGAGAACAAACUAACAAACUGUCUAAUAUGAACUAUGAUUUUCCUUUGCCCACACUCAAGCAACAGUCAGCAUUUUGAAGAGCAGUGAAUGGAGCAAAUACAGAGUAAGACUGGGUGUGUAUAUUACCAACAGUCACUCUUAGAUAUCUGUGAGACAACUGUUAUUUGAGUGUGAGUGGAGGAGGACUGACAGCAUUACUAAUAGUGUCACUCCUGUCUUUUGGUUCACUUGCUUCAUUGUGAGUGGAGUGGUCAGUGUGCAUUACCCAUGACUGAGGCCAGAUUUCACAGUUGCUUGGUAAUGCUCCUAACCAAAAAUCUCACCAGCUGGCAUUACCAACACCUUGAUCCAGUUUCACAGUCAUUAUUUUCUUGGUUUCAGAAAUCCUCACUCUACUAACGGUCAAAACAAAGGUCUCUGAUUCCAUAGUGUUCUUUUGCCAGAGUAACUUGGAAAUGCAAGCACUGAUUUGUUGGUAGUAGUGAUCAUAACUCGGUGACAAUCACAGUAGGAAGUGACUAAAUUCUGCCUGAAUGUAGCAAGAGUGAAGUGCAAGCUGAGCAGUAGUGUGCAUCCCGCUUGAGUCCUUACAGCUUUUGGUAUUGGCCUUUUGAUUUAUGUGGUCCCAUCUGUUCUAAGUUAGUACUGGAGGUGAUAGGGACUUGCUGGGGAGAAAGACUUGCCAUGCUACUUGUAUUUGUGUGUCUGUAUGUACAUUGUCUUUCUAUCGUUUUUAAAUAAAGGUCUUCUGCAAA
This is a messenger RNA of Scylla paramamosain (green mud crab), 4457 nucleotides long. Its product is annotated as sesquipedalian-1-like. Gene Ontology annotation, biological process: endosome organization; receptor recycling; retrograde transport, endosome to Golgi. The transcript is spliced from 6 exons. The coding region runs from base 216 to 1034 and encodes 272 amino acids. Lineage: Eukaryota; Metazoa; Arthropoda; Malacostraca; Decapoda; Portunidae. The record is from RefSeq and is a predicted model, not a curated record. Gene Ontology annotation, cellular component: recycling endosome; early endosome; trans-Golgi network.